CUCACCCACCCCCCGCCCAGCAUGUCGCAGCUCCUCGCCCGCUUCGCCGUGCCGCUCGGCCUUGCCGCCAUCACGCUGCAGUCGGCGCUGUACGACGUGCCCGGCGGCUACCGCGCCGUCAUGUUCGACCGCUUCUCGGGCGUGCGCAACGAGGCCACGAGCGAGGGCACGCACUUCCUCGUGCCCUGGCUCCAGCGCGCCAUCCUCUACGACGUGCGCGUCAAGCCGCGUAACAUUUCGACGACGACGGGCUCUAAGGACCUGCAGAUGGUCUCGCUCACGCUGCGUGUCCUCUCGCGGCCCGACGUGGCGCACCUGAGCAAGAUCUACCAGUCGCUCGGCCUCGACUACGACGAGCGCGUGCUGCCGUCGAUCGGCAACGAGGUGCUCAAGGCUAUCGUCGCGCAGUUCGACGCCGCCGAGCUCAUCACCCAGCGCGAGGUCGUCAGCUCGCGCAUCCGCGAGGACCUGCUGAAGCGUGCCAGCGAGUUCAACAUCAAGCUCGAGGACGUGUCCAUCACGCACAUGACCUUCGGCCAGGAGUUCACCAAGGCCGUCGAGCAGAAGCAGAUUGCGCAGCAGGACGCCGAGCGCGCCAAGUUCGUCGUCGAGAAGGCCGAGCAAGAGCGUCAGGCAUCCGUCAUUCGCGCCGAGGGCGAGGCCGAGGCGGCGCAGACCAUCUCGAAGGCGCUCGAGAAGGCGGGCGACGGCCUGCUGACGAUCCGUCGCAUUGAGGCGAGCAAGGAGAUUGCCCAGACGCUCAGCAACGCACGGAACGUCAGCUACAUCCCGGGCGGCAGCAACAUGCUCCUCAACAUGUCGACAUAGGCUGCUGUCGCGAGCAAAGCGACUCUCGUCGCCGUGUAAUGCUAGUGUCUCCGAUCUGCUGUGCUCACGCC
Messenger RNA from Tilletiopsis washingtonensis, 899 nucleotides. RefSeq names its product putative prohibitin PHB1. Lineage: Eukaryota; Fungi; Basidiomycota; Exobasidiomycetes; Entylomatales. The record is from RefSeq and is a predicted model, not a curated record. The coding region runs from base 22 to 828 and encodes 268 amino acids. Gene Ontology annotation, biological process: mitochondrion organization. Gene Ontology annotation, cellular component: membrane; mitochondrion. The transcript is spliced from 5 exons.